UUAUUUUUCCAACAUGGCUGAGCAAGGCAAUGUCAAACAAUUUCACGAGUUCGGUUUAGACGAUCGUUUGCUGAAGGCAAUAGCUAAGUUAAAGUGGGCCAGACCAACACGCAUUCAGGAAGUUGCUAUACCGUUGGCUUUGGAAGGCAAGGAUCUCUUGGCUCGCGCAAAUACUGGAUCUGGGAAAACUGCGGUAUAUGCCAUUUCAAUCAUUCAAAAAAUCCUUCGCGAUAAAAAGGAGGAUGGAAACGUGUUGGGUGUAAAGGCGUUGAUACUCGUACCGACAAAGGAACUGUCUCAACAAGCCAGCAAGAAUAUAAAAGAUCUUACGUCUUAUUGUUCUCGUGACGUUCGUGUUGUUGAUGUCGCACAAAACAGUUUGGAUGUUAUGAGACCUUUAUUGUUAGAAAAACCUGACGUGCUGGUCGGCACUCCAAGCCGUAUCCUCGGCCAUCUUCAGGCACUAAAUCUCAAUCUGAAAGAAUCAUUGAACAUGCUUGUUUUCGACGAGGCGGAUUUAUUGUUUUCCUAUGGCUACGAAAAAGAGAUCAAGACAUUGACGAGUUAUCUUCCAAAGAUUUAUCAGGCAUGCUUGAUGUCCGCAACUUUGUCGGAGGAAGUGAGCGAGCUGAAGAAAUUGGUGUUGCACAACCCAGUCAUUGUAAAGUUGGACAGUACUGAUGCUUCCCAAAAUGGCGGCUUAAACCAAUACUUAAUCAAAUGUGAAACAGACGACAAAUUUUUACUCAUUUACGCUCUUUUGAAAUUGAAGCUCGUUUUGGGAAAGACUUUGAUAUUUGUCAACGGAAUCGAUCGAUGCUACAGAUUGAAACUAUUUCUUGAACAAUUUUCAAUUAAAUCUUGUGUGUUGAAUUCGGAACUGCCUCACAAUUCAAGGUGCCAUAUUGUCGAGGAAUUCAAUAAAGGAAUAUAUGAUUACAUAAUUGCAGCAGAUGAAAGUGCGGAACGUUCCAAAUGUAUCCCAUCUUUAAUCAAGCAAUUCCUAUCGUCAUGUAGAAGUGCCACAGGGCAACCUAAGGAUAAAGAAUUUGGCGUUUCACGGGGAAUCGAUUUUCAAGACGUUGAAAAUGUCGUGAACUUCGAUUUUCCCAAAACUGUCGAAAACUACAUUCACAGAGUUGGCAGAACUGCUCGAGGCUUCAAUACUGGUAAUGCUCUUUCGCUUGUGACGUCAUCCGACGAGAAAGUGAUCACUGCCGUUGAAGAACGAUUAUCUCCGAACUCUGUUUCUUCCGCCGACGAGAAGCUCUUUACGCCGUUUAAAUUCAAAAUGGACGAGAUCGAGGGAUUCCGUUACCGUUCCCAGGAUGCUCUGCGAGCGGUAACGAAAGCAUCAAUUCGAGAAGCGAGAUUAAAGGAAAUAAAAACGGAAAUUUUAAAUUCUGAGAAAUUAAAGGCGUUUUUCGAGGACAAUCCACGUGAUCUUCAACUAUUACGUCACGAUAAAGUCCUUCAUCCAACGAAAAUUCAGCCGCAUCUGAGACACAUUCCCGAUUAUCUUGUCCCGGAGACCAUGAAACCUUCUCUAAACAAAUCAUCUGAAAGACGAAAAAGAAGUUUCGUGACGUUUCAUAAAAAUCGGCGUUCCUCUAAUUUUAAGAAACAAAAAGUGGAUCCGUUACGAACAUUUAAGGCUUCGCACAAUCAAAAACCCAACGACAAUAAGAAAAGACGCAAGAAGAAGAGGUAAAAAGAAAUCUGAUCGAUUACAGAAGUGGAAUUUGAAGUAUGAGCUGGAGAAGCGUUGCUCUUUUCUGAUGUACAAGAAAAGUUCAAGAUUAGUUUUAACUUAUGAAUUGAAGAAUUGCGUGAAGCAGUUGAUUGGUUGUGUUACUUAAAACGUGAUAGAAAUGAUUGACAUAAAGUACAUGACAAAUUACGCUGUUAUACUGACUGCAGGCUCCUGUAUUCCAUACUAAAGAUAUUCUCUGUUGUCAGUGAAUAGAGAAAUGUUCUUUGAAAACACAAAUUUAUCCAAAAAUUAAAGGGAAAUAUUGAGUGAGUGUUAUGGAGGUUGAAGUACAGAGUGGUCCAUCACAAUACGAUACACUUCUUGGGGAAAUUGAAAGCAGCGAUGGUCCUGUGGGACCAACAUUGAAGUAAGGCCACUUUAAAUUAACUCUGAUAAGUGGAAGUAAGUGUGGCGUGAAGGUUCUUGGUGUAAUUUUGAUUUAUUUGAGUGAAACAAAAUUUUUAAACUUGCUACUUGGGAUGAACCAGGUUUGUUUUAAAAGUAUAUGUAAUGUGUUCAUUCUGUUAAUUUUCUUUCAAUAAAUCUCACCCGUCAAA
Messenger RNA from Xenia sp. Carnegie-2017, 2310 nucleotides. Its product is annotated as probable ATP-dependent RNA helicase DDX56. The coding region runs from base 14 to 1711 and encodes 565 amino acids. The transcript is spliced from 23 exons. The record is from RefSeq and is a predicted model, not a curated record. Gene Ontology annotation, molecular function: RNA helicase activity; ATP binding; nucleic acid binding. NCBI's taxonomy places the organism in Eukaryota, Metazoa, Cnidaria, Anthozoa, Malacalcyonacea, Xeniidae. Gene Ontology annotation, cellular component: nucleolus.